CCCCAAUUUCACUGUAACCUUAACUUCGUCCAUUUUCUUGAAUCUAUAUUCUCUUCUGCAACUCUCUCUCUCUAGUUUCUCUCUCUACAAAUCAAUCGAAAAUGCGUGAGAUUCUUCACAUCCAAGGUGGCCAAUGCGGCAACCAAAUCGGAGCCAAGUUCUGGGAGGUGGUGUGCGCAGAGCACGGGAUCGAUUCGACGGGAAGGUACCAGGGAGACUCGGAUCUCCAACUGGAGAGAGUGAACGUGUACUACAACGAGGCCAGUUGUGGACGAUUCGUCCCUCGGGCCGUUCUCAUGGACCUCGAACCCGGCACCAUGGACAGCGUCCGAUCCGGACCGUACGGCCAGAUCUUCCGCCCAGACAACUUUGUCUUCGGCCAGUCCGGCGCCGGCAACAACUGGGCCAAAGGCCACUACACCGAAGGUGCCGAACUCAUCGACUCCGUCCUCGACGUCGUCCGCAAAGAAGCCGAAAACUGUGAUUGCCUUCAAGGGUUUCAGGUGUGUCAUUCGUUGGGGGGAGGUACGGGCUCGGGGAUGGGAACGCUGUUGAUAUCGAAGAUAAGGGAGGAGUAUCCAGAUCGGAUGAUGUUGACGUUCUCGGUGUUUCCGUCGCCGAAGGUAUCAGAUACGGUCGUGGAGCCGUACAAUGCUACUCUCUCUGUGCAUCAGCUUGUUGAGAACGCUGAUGAGUGUAUGGUUCUGGAUAAUGAGGCUCUCUAUGAUAUUUGCUUCCGUACACUCAAGCUCUCCACUCCCAGUUUUGGAGAUUUGAAUCACCUUAUUUCUGCAACCAUGAGUGGUGUCACUUGUUGCCUUCGCUUUCCUGGCCAGCUCAAUUCAGACCUUCGCAAGCUUGCAGUCAACCUCAUCCCAUUCCCACGACUUCACUUCUUUAUGGUUGGUUUUGCACCACUCACAUCUCGUGGGUCUCAGCAAUACCGUGCCCUCACUGUCCCCGAGCUCACCCAGCAAAUGUGGGAUUCCAAGAACAUGAUGUGUGCUGCUGAUCCUCGACAUGGUCGGUACCUCACAGCAUCAGCCAUGUUCCGUGGUAAAAUGAGCACCAAGGAGGUGGAUGAGCAAAUGAUCAAUGUACAAAACAAGAAUUCGUCAUACUUUGUCGAGUGGAUCCCAAACAAUGUCAAGUCUACUGUGUGUGACAUCCCUCCUACUGGUCUGAAGAUGGCAUCGACAUUUAUUGGCAACUCAACAUCAAUCCAAGAGAUGUUCAGGAGGGUCAGUGAGCAAUUCACGGCUAUGUUUCGCAGGAAGGCUUUCUUGCACUGGUACACUGGAGAGGGUAUGGAUGAAAUGGAGUUCACAGAAGCUGAGAGCAACAUGAAUGAUUUGGUCUCAGAGUACCAGCAAUACCAGGAUGCUACUGCUGAUGAGGAAGAGUACUAUGAUGAAGAGGAGGAUCAGGAAGCCGCCUAAGAUGGAUGAUGAUGAUGAGUUGUCUAUAUUGUUUUUCCGACAGAAUCAGGGUCUUUUGUAGUUGAUGGAAUGUGAUUUGCUUGCUGGUCUUUUGGAUUAUGGGGGUUGGUCUGUUGUAUUACCUUUUCAUUGGGUGUGCACUUCUUUUCUGGCUUUGUUGUUUUCACAAUUGGUGAUUUUCUUUUGAUUGUUCCUCUCCAGUUUUGAUGUUAGGUCAGAUUGGGUAAUAUGCAGCACAGUACUAUUUUCUUGUUAAACUCAUUUUCAAUGCUUAACCAAAGAAAGGAAUCCCUAAUUCCAUUUCUGUGCUUCA
This is a messenger RNA of Cornus florida, 1752 nucleotides long. Its product is annotated as tubulin beta-8 chain-like. Gene Ontology annotation, molecular function: GTPase activity; structural constituent of cytoskeleton; GTP binding. Gene Ontology annotation, cellular component: microtubule; cytoplasm. The transcript is spliced from 3 exons. The coding region runs from base 102 to 1439 and encodes 445 amino acids. Gene Ontology annotation, biological process: mitotic cell cycle; microtubule cytoskeleton organization. The record is from RefSeq and is a predicted model, not a curated record. Lineage: Eukaryota; Viridiplantae; Streptophyta; Magnoliopsida; Cornales; Cornaceae.